GCCCGUGCUCUGGACAUCACUCCAGCACGUCGAACCCAGCUCUCCCAGAAGCAUGCAGCCCCUGCGAGUCCACAGCGCCCUGGCCCUCCUGGGCCUGGUCCUCACCCUGUGCAGCCUGAGCGCCGCCUCACAGCCCGACCUGCGCUACCGGAGAGUCCUCCAGAGAGCCAGAGCCGCCGCCGCCGCCAUGGGCGCACAGGACUGGAGUAAGCGUGCGGUGGAGGACAUCCUGUCCCAGCUGGCUCCCCCAGAGGGCGAGGGCAUGGAAGGCCAGGUGUCCACAGCGGACGAGAGCGAGGACGUUCGCGCGGAGCUCCAGCGCUCCGUUGACAACCAGCAGGGGCGCGAACGCAAGGCCGGCUGCAAGAACUUCUACUGGAAAGGCCCCACUUCCUGCUGAGCGCCCCGCCCGCCUCUGCACCCGCCGCCACACCCCCCUGCAGCAGCCGCCCCCGUCACACCUCCGACCUCCACCCGACUGAUUCGCGAGAUCACGAGAACGCUGUAUCUGAUUAAUCGAUGAAAUAAAGAUAAAAGCUUCAUUUGA
Messenger RNA from Anguilla anguilla (European eel), 547 nucleotides. RefSeq names its product somatostatin 1, tandem duplicate 2 (gene sst1.2). NCBI's taxonomy places the organism in Eukaryota, Metazoa, Chordata, Actinopteri, Anguilliformes, Anguillidae. Gene Ontology annotation, molecular function: hormone activity. The coding region runs from base 53 to 400 and encodes 115 amino acids. Gene Ontology annotation, biological process: regulation of cell migration. The transcript has 2 exons. The record is from RefSeq and is a predicted model, not a curated record. Gene Ontology annotation, cellular component: extracellular region.